AUGUCCUCUUUCCUGCUCAGACGCUCCGUCGCCGCCUCGGCGGGAGCUGCCCGCGCCUUCAGCACCAGCUCGCCUCGCUCCGUCGCCCGCAUCACCAUCAUCGGCAACUUGGCCGACACGCCCGAGGCCCAGACCGCCAGCUCGUCGGACAAGGAGUUCGUCAGAUACUCCGUCGCGAGCAACAGCGGGAGCAAGGAUAACCGCCAGACGAGCUGGUUCCGCGUCACCAGCUUCGUGGAUGGGCCGCGCAAGGAUUUCAUGCUGAGCUUGCCCAAGGGCACGCUGGUCUAUGUCGAGGGUGAUGCGUCCAUCAACUCUUACACGGAUUCCAACAACCAGGUCCGACAUGGCCUCAACAUUGUUCAACGCAGCAUCGAGGUCCUGAAGCGCCCUGCGCUCCCUGAGCAGGGCGAGUAA
Messenger RNA from Trichoderma citrinoviride, 417 nucleotides. Its product is annotated as nucleic acid-binding protein. Lineage: Eukaryota; Fungi; Ascomycota; Sordariomycetes; Hypocreales; Hypocreaceae. Gene Ontology annotation, biological process: mitochondrial DNA replication; positive regulation of helicase activity. The record is from RefSeq and is a predicted model, not a curated record. Gene Ontology annotation, cellular component: mitochondrial nucleoid. The transcript has 3 exons. Bases 1 to 417 code for a protein of 138 amino acids. Gene Ontology annotation, molecular function: single-stranded DNA binding.